CGGGGACGCCAGGAACCUUGACCUUCAAUUCCAUCUUUCAACCUCACAACAGCGAUUCAAUCACCACAUUCAUUACUUUGUGUACUAUUCAGAAGACUCGCUCUUCUACACUCUCCUUAAGGAACCAACGCUCUUUUCCACGAGACUUCACUCAUUUUCAGUCGUCCAAUUACCUCGCGCUUUACUCCUUUCAGAUACCAAAAUGCACGCCUCAUUCUUCUUCGUUGCCAUCGCGGCUUUCGCACGCGUCGCCCUUGCCACGCCACCUGCCUGCUUGAUUGCUGCCCUUGGCGAGCAAUCCAACCCAGCCGAUAUCCCAACCCUCUGCAAGUCCGGCCUCGACGCCUUCUACGGCAACAUCACCGAGAAGUGCAGCGGCGACAACAAGGCUGCAGCCGUCAAGAUCUACUCCUCUACCUGCCUUGCUAGCGGUGUCACCAUCACUCUCCCAACCUCUACCUCCAUGACAUCCGCCCCAACCCAGACUGGAUCCAAGUCCGACUCCGGCUCUGAUUCCAGCUCCGACUCUGCCUCUACCACUGGCCCCGCUGGCAAUGAUGCCGCCGCCACCACAACUGGAGGCACCGCAUCGCCCACCGAGACCGGUGCCGGUUCUAGCUUGAAGGCCGGCUCCAGCGUCCUCCUCGGAUCAGUCAUCGUCCUUUCCGGCCUCGCCAGCCAGCUGCUAUAAUCGUCCAGUCCAGAGCGGAUUUUCCCGUGCCUGCGUCCGUUAUGUGCAGUGAUCCUCGUGUUAUCUUAGCAAAUGCGGUUUAUUCUAGCGCCUCGCCCCACGCGUCAUGUUGGCAUCGGGCGGACCCUGAACAUCAUGGCACGUCACCCGUCAGGGCAUCCAAUAUCAACGAGUUCCGGAUACAACCGUCAUCUUCGCUACAGUACAUGGGAAAGCUGGAUUAAACACGCUAGGUUCAUGGAAUCGAGUUCGGAUAUUUUGCAGUGGCGGAUCUCAGUAUACCAAUAGACUUAUUUUCCUUGUGGUUCUCUUGAUUGUCUUUAUACAUUAGGUUUGCAUCUGUUCCUCAUACAGAAUAAAGGGAAAUGUUAGAAUAGACGUGUGGUGAUGUUGUAUACCAAAC
Messenger RNA from Pseudogymnoascus verrucosus, 1094 nucleotides. RefSeq lists its product as uncharacterized. The record is from RefSeq and is a predicted model, not a curated record. Lineage: Eukaryota; Fungi; Ascomycota; Leotiomycetes; Thelebolales; Thelebolaceae. The transcript is spliced from 4 exons. Bases 203 to 691 code for a protein of 162 amino acids.